Molecule: messenger RNA, 3560 nt
Organism: Solea solea (common sole)
Lineage: Eukaryota; Metazoa; Chordata; Actinopteri; Pleuronectiformes; Soleidae
Gene: usp37
Product: ubiquitin specific peptidase 37
Exons: 24
Coding region: 211-3087 (958 amino acids)
Biological process (GO): G1/S transition of mitotic cell cycle; protein deubiquitination
Cellular component (GO): cytosol; nucleus
Molecular function (GO): cysteine-type deubiquitinase activity; cysteine-type endopeptidase activity
Source: RefSeq, a predicted model, not a curated record
GCAGCUCUGCUGAACGUAGUGAGCGGGGCCACUGUCAACAACGCACGUAUCUGGGAGCAGGUGAAUGCCGGCAAAACAAACUUUCUGCGCUCGGUGGACACACGGAACUCUCGCUGUGAUUUGAAAGUUUCGAGAAGAGCGCGUAUCAACGACAGGAUUCGUUUGAUCACAAAUCCCAGCCUUCAAGGUGCACCAACUGGAUCGUAAGCCAUGGCAACCAUAGUGCCCAAACUUUCCAGCGGUGGUGCUAUUAAAAUCCGCUUUAACAGCAUGGACCUGGGCACCACCAGAUGGAAAGAAGGAACAUUUGAGAUUUUGGAAAAGGACAACAAAGUCAACCUCUGUCUAAGGUUCAACUGUGGUGGUGCCUCCAAAACCUUUCAGCUAAACCAGAAUGUGAAGACCAUUACCCAGAAUCUGAGUCGAGUCAUGCUGACUUUGAAAGACGGCAGUGUCAUCGUUCUGGAUAAGAUGCCCCAAUCUUUGGCGCUGAAGACUAAAGAAUACCUGGAAAAGCUGAAACCGGGAAAGCCAAUUUUAAAAUCAUCACAUGGAAGUGCAAACUUCAGUGUGCUGGGAAACCGCUCUGCGAAAAAUGAGACCAGUCCGCCAGGGGAUAGACAGACAACACCAAGGCGGCAGAGCGUGGAAAGCCGAGAGGACACAACACCACGGAGACCCCUGGGCAGUCCAAGCAGAGCAGCCUCCACUCCCACUCGCACUGGACUAUCUGAAAACAGGAGUGAGAAGAGGAAGAGACUCUUAAAUUCUGAAAGUGACCUGACUGAGGACUACCCCAAAGAAAAUGACUCUUCAAGUAACAACAAGGCCACAACAGACCCAUCCAGGAAGUUUCUGCUGAGCUAUAAAGAGAAGAUGAAGCAGGGAGAGGAGAACAGGAACUCAGCUUCACUGGGUUCAACUCCCCUUCAGUCAUCAUCAUUCUAUGGCAGCAGAUCUGUGACUAAAGACUACAGCCAGAGCCACUCUUUUCUGGACAGGCCAUCCAGUACAGCACAGACCCCUUCGGCCAAGCGAAGCCUCCUGCUGCCCAACCACUCCACUCCCUUCAAGAAGGUGCGCCCCUCUCUUGACUAUGGUGGCUGGAACAAACAAAGGCCCUCCACUCUGGCACAGCCUCAGCCCCCACUGCAAGGUUUUUCUAACUUGGGCAACACUUGCUACAUGAACGCCAUCCUGCAGUCUCUCUUCAGCCUGCCCUCCUUCUCCAAUGACAUGCUCAGACAGAGCAUCCCGUGGAAGAAGGUUCCCAUCAAUGCAUUACUCAGGCGUUUUGCUCACCUCAUGGUCAAGAAGGACGUUGGCUGUCCAGAGACAAAAAAGGACCUGCUGAGGAAAGUCAAGAGUGCCAUCUCCUCCACAGCUGAGCGCUUCUCUGGAAAUAUGCAAAAUGAUGCUCAUGAGUUCCUGAGCCAGUGUUUGGACCAGUUAAAGGACGAUAUAGAGAAAAUGAACAAGAGCUGGACAAACGAAGCUUCAGCUUCCUCGUCGUCCUCUGCGGUGUGUGACAAUGGCCAGGACGCAGCAUCGUCGACGGCCAAGGCAGAGCCUGGUGACGAAGUGGACACCUGUCGCAUCUACACCUGCCCGGUUGCAGUUAACAUGGAGUUUGAGGUGCAGCACACCAUCGUCUGCAAAGGCUGUGGUGAGGUGGUGACCAAGCGAGAGCAGUUCAAUAACUUGUCCAUCGACCUGCCGCGCAGGAAGAAAACCCUCCCACUUCGCUCUAUCCAAGAUUCUCUGGAUCUAUUUUUUAGGAUGGAGGAAAUUGAGUACUCGUGUGAAAAGUGCAAUGGCAAAGCAGCAACUGUUACACAUAAAUUCAGCAAACUUCCCAGAGUCCUCAUCCUCCACCUCAAACGGUACAGUUUCAAUGCUCAAUUGUCUCUGAACAGCAAGCUGGGACAGCAGGUGGUGAUUCCUCGAUACCUGACCCUGCUGUCCCAUUGCACUGAAUCCACACGACCUCCUCUUAGUCUUGGCUGGAGUUCCCAAGCCUCCAUGUCCAGAACACUUAGAACAUCACAGUCUGUCAACUCCUGCACAGCACCUGCCCGAAGGAUUGGAGGGAAAGUGGCAAACUCCAGCUGCACCUCCGGCCUUAUGGACUCUGACUGUGAAGAGGAGCCUACCCGAAGGGUGAGCACCAGUCGCAAGCGACGCCUCAGCAGCUGUCUACCUGACGAGGAUGAGCGUCAGGAAGAGCGCGGGGUACCAAUAGAUUCAGCAGACUUCAGUGGCAUUAAUGAUGAUGAAAUGCUGGCGGCAGUGCUGGAGAUGAGUCGCCAAGAGGCCGGUCUGCCUGCUCCCCCGUCCCUGGAGGAUGAGCCAACCAGCAGCCCAGACACUGGGUUUGGGGACACAGACGCGCAUGACCUGGCCUAUCACACAGAUCUGAUGGAAACAGAUGGCAAACAACCUGCAGAUGUUCUGGAUUCCUUGGAUUUGACCAUGGAUGAGAAUAAGGAGAACCAGACCCCAGAGGGUGUGCAGCAGCAGGGUGAGCUGGACUGGGUUCAGCAAUAUAGUCUGGAUCAGGAGAGAGAGGAACAGGAGCUGCAGCAGGCCCUGGCCCAGAGCCUUCAGGAACAUGAAGCCCAAGAGAUGAGAGAGGAUGAUGAUCUAAAGAGAGCAACUGAGCUCAGCCUACAGGAAUUUAACAACUCCCUGCCAGAGCUGCUGUGUUCGGAUGAUGAUUCUGGUAAUGAGGACGUGUUGGACAUGGAGUACACUGAAGCUGAGGCUGAAAACCUAAAGAGGAAUGCUGAGAGUGGAGAUUUGGCCAACUCUUUUAGACUCAUCAGUGUUGUCAGUCACAUUGGAAACAGCUCUUCCUCUGGCCACUACAUCAGUGACGUGUACGACAUGAAGAAGCAAUCGUGGCUGACUUACAAUGACCUGGACGUGUCGCGCACGCAGGAAGCAGCUGUCCAGCGAGACCGUGAUCGCAGUGGAUACAUUUUCUUCUACAUGCAUAAGGAAAUGUUUAAACAGCUGUCCGAGAUGGAGCGAGCUGGAGCCAGCAGCACAUCAGAGGCGGGGAGAAACGUCCUGCAGCCGCUCUGAGCACUUCGUCUUUGGACGAGCAACCACCCACACAUCCACAUCUGAACUCUGCAAGAUGGACCUCUAAGCUGAACAACCUUGAGUACCACUGAUAGCUGUUCUUUUUGGUCAUCUUCAGGCACUUCUCUAUGAAUCACUUAAUGCCAGGUCAGAUAGCACCUGAAUGCCAACAUGUGCUGAUCUGUCGGGACUCUUUCAGAGACCAGAAAUGCAGAUAAAAUGUUCAGUGGAUCAAAUUUUGCCUCCAUGUUUUUGGGGCUGGAGUUUUUCUUUGCUAUUUUAUCAAAUAACUGUUUUGUAAAGGUUUUGUUUGUUUCUUGAUAUAAUUCUUUACAAUUUAAUGUCGUUUGUUCAGACUUAAAAUUCAUUAUCGAACAUCAGAUGCUACUGGUUUGUAAUGGAUUUUGUUUUGCAGACCCUUUAUUUCCCAUAUGAACUAAAUAAAGAUAUAUUCUACGUUGGAGUAUAAGCUA